Messenger RNA from Hevea brasiliensis (rubber tree), 2177 nucleotides. RefSeq names its product polyadenylate-binding protein 7. The transcript is spliced from 10 exons. The record is from RefSeq and is a predicted model, not a curated record. Gene Ontology annotation, molecular function: RNA binding. NCBI's taxonomy places the organism in Eukaryota, Viridiplantae, Streptophyta, Magnoliopsida, Malpighiales, Euphorbiaceae. The coding region runs from base 86 to 1972 and encodes 628 amino acids. Gene Ontology annotation, cellular component: ribonucleoprotein complex.
CCUUCCCCCCUCCACACCCCCUCCCUGGUAAUUGUCGUUUUUGUUUUGGUGUCGGGUAACUGCAAUUGCUGAAUCGGAAACAAUAAUGGCGGUUCCUUCGAUGGUAUCGGCGACGGCUCCGGCCUCGCUUUACGUUGGGGACCUGCACCCUGACGUCACUGAUGGACAGCUCUUUGAUGCAUUCUCCGAGUUCAAGAGCCUCGCCUCCGUUCGCGUUUGUAGAGAUUCCUCCUCUGGCAGGUCUCUCUGUUAUGGUUACGUCAACUUUAUCUCUCCACAGGAUGCUAUCCAGGCUAUUGGGAUGAUGAAUCACACUGCCUUGAAUGGAAAAUUCAUGAGGGUCAUGUGGUCACACCGUGAUUCUGAUACAAGAAAAAGUGGAAUAGGAAAUGUGUAUGUUAAGAAUUUGAGUGAGUCAAUUGAUAAUGUGGGGCUUCAAGACUUAUUUGGCAAGUUUGGGACUAUUAUAUCUUGCAAAGUUGCCAUGAAUGAGGACGGGAAGAGUAAAGGCCAUGGCUUUGUUCAGUUUGACUUAGAGGAUUGUGCAAAUUCUGCCAUUGAGAAGUUAAAUGGCUCCAUUGUUAGUGAUAAGCAGAUAUAUGUCGGAAAGUUUGUUAAAAAGAGUGAUCGAGUUUUGCCAAGCCCUGAUGCUAAAUAUACAAAUAUAUAUGUGAAAAACUUGGAUCCUGAAAUCUCAGAAGAGGUUCUGCUGGAGAAGUUCGCUGAAUUUGGGAAAAUAGUCAGCCUGGUGAUUGCAAAGGAUGAAAAUGGAGUCUCAAGAGGAUUUGGUUUUGUCAAUUUUGAUAACCCAGAUGAUGCCAGAUGGGCCGUGGAAAGAAUGAAUGAAACAGAACUUGGUUCAAAGGUUCUUUGUGUAGGAAGGGCACAAAAGAAAGCAGAGCGUGAACAUAUUUUGCGUAGUCAGUUUGAAGAAAAACGUAAGGAUCAUAUCAUGAAAUACAAGGGUUCAAAUGUAUAUGUGAAAAACAUCGAUGAUGAAGUCACUGAUGAAGAGCUAAAAGAACACUUCAGCCAAUGUGGUACGAUUACGUCUGCAAAACUUAUGAGAUAUGAUAAAGGAAUAAGUAAGGGGUUUGGAUUUGUAUGCUUCUCCAUGUCUGAAGAGGCCAAUAAAGCUGUGAGCACCUUUCAUGGUUGCAUGUUUCACCGCAAGCGACUGUAUGUGGCUAUUGCUCAAAGGAAGGAGGAUAGACAAGAACAAUUGCAACUGCAAUAUGCUCACUGUAUGGCUGGAAUAGCUGGACCUUCCACAGCUUUUAUUCCUGGUGGAUAUCCUCGCCUUUACUACACAGCCCCUUCUGGUGUUGUUUCACAAGUACUGCCUGGGCUGAUGUACCAACCUUUGGGUAUGAGGCCAGGAUGGAGGGCUAAUGGCUUUGCUCCUCCAACCAGACCAAACUUACAACCAUCACAACUUCCAGUAAUGUCUAAUACUCAAAGACAACACAAGCAGAACAGAGGACGGAUAAAUGGCCAUGUUUCCCCCCUUGGUGGUAAUCACUCUGUCUCGUAUAUUGAACAGCCCACCCAAUCACCAACUUCAUCAAAAGGUCCAAGCAACCAGCGGCCUGGGCAGGCUAAGUAUGUACCAAAUUGUCACACUCGUGAAGUGGGCAAAGGAUCUGGAGUCUUAUCUGCUGUUCCCACUUCCCUCAGCCCUGUGUCUCAAGGAUCAGAGAUGCUUAAUAGCAUGCUAGCUGCUGCUUCCCCUGAGGAGCAAAAACAGAUUCUAGGGGAGCAGCUUUACCCACUCAUUAAGAAACACCAGCCUGAUCUUGUUGCAAAGAUUACGGGAAAGCUUCUGGGGAUGGACAACUCAGAACUGCUUCUAUUGUUGGUAUCGCCAGAGUCUCUGGCCGCCAAGGUGGAGGAAGCCGUGCAGGUGCUGAAGAUCACUAAAACAAAAGUAUCUGGUCAAGACACUCCUCAUCCAAGCUAUCUUUCUGCAUAGUGACAGGGUAAAAAGUCUAGAGGUUGUGGUGCGGCUUGGCUCCUUGACAGCAAAAUUUUUGACACUCAACACAAGUGGAUCUCCUUUUUUCUGUACUUUAACUUCAAGUUUUGCAGCACAGGAUUUUGUCAAUUCCAUGAACUGUUAUAUUUUGGUCUUAUUGAGAUCUAUCAAUAAGAGUUGGGAAAACUUUCGUAUUGUGUUA